This is a messenger RNA of Entamoeba invadens IP1, 363 nucleotides long. RefSeq lists its product as hypothetical. NCBI's taxonomy places the organism in Eukaryota, Evosea, Mastigamoebida, Endamoebidae. The transcript has 2 exons. The record is from RefSeq and is a predicted model, not a curated record. Bases 1 to 363 code for a protein of 120 amino acids.
AUGUCUGUGAUAUCACAUGUUGAAGAGUUUACACUUCGGAUCACGCCGAGCGUUGUGACGGUUUACAAAUGGUGUGCAUCAGAAAUUAGAUUAUUUCUGACAAUAAAUUACACGAUUAAAACAAACACAACAAUCCCACUUGUUACAAAGUCGAUUGAGAGUGGUGAUGAAACAGUCAACAACUUCAACAUGAAGGCAAACACAGAAGUGACAAGAGUCUUGAUCCAAACGAACUUGGAAAAGAUAAGCAUAAGUAACACAAUUGUGAAUAAGAUGUUGACACAGACAGUAGACCAUGUGAUACUUAAUAGUUAUAUUGAAAAGUCUAAAGAAAAUGCAGAUGCUGGACAAGUCCAGAAGUGA